UUAAGUGCUGUCGUAAUGGUGGCCAUCGCUAACAAGAUCCGUAUCAGUGGUAGGCGUUUUCAGACUGCAUAAAAUAGGCUAGUAGCCUGGCCUGUAGUGGCAUAUAGUUCGGCCAUUCAACUCAAGACGGUGGUACUAAACCAGCAAGAGGAAGAGAAUGUGUUGUCCAGACUCUCCGAAGAAGGGAUUAUUCCUCUAUUGGGUUAUUUGCUUCUUUCUUGGUGCAAAGGUUGGUGGAGCACCAGUGACGUCUGAUUUAACUUGCCACCGGUCUGCAGAUAUUGUAUUUCUGGUGGAUACAUCCACCUCCAUUUGGUCAGUGCAUUUCAACACUCACAUGAAGACUUUUCUGAAGGAGGUCAUCUCUACCUUCCACAUUGGACCAGGACCGUUGGACACCAGAGUUGGAGUCAUUUUAUUUGGGACUUAUCAUUACGUAGAGUUUGACCUCAGUAAAUAUAAGAAUGUAGCUGACACGCUGAAAGCCGUAGAACGCAUGACAUACAGACGUGGCAACACUCAGACGAACACACACGCAGCAUUGGAGUACGUUGCUGAAAACAUGUUUAAUUCUAGCCAUGGAUUCAGACCAAACUCAUUUAAAACUGUCAUAGCUAUAACAGAUGGUGUGUCUAGAUAUGGCAGGAAAACUACAGACGCAGCCAAGUUUCUCAAAAAUCAAGGUGUGACCAUAUUCGCUAUUGGUGUUGGUAACAAUACUAACAACAUCGAGCUUCGAGAAAUGGCAUCCUCCCCAAGCUACCUCUUUUUUUUCCAAGUUAAAGACUUCAAGUCGCUGACCAAUGUUGAGAAACGCUUGACAAGGCUAGAGUGCACGGAUUUCCCAACAAUCAAGCCAGAAAAUCUCCAGCAUGAUCAAGCCAAACCUUCCACGUGUCAUGGUAAAGCGGCUGAUAUCUACUUCCUUCUAGACGCCUCCACAUCGGUGGGGAGCGUCAGGUUCAGAGAUAAGGUUCUCCCUUUCGUCAGAGAUCUCGUCUCGUCCUUUCCAAUCUCUCCGCAACAUACGAGAAUUGGUCUUGUAACGUUUUCUGAUAAUGCCCACCCCAAUUUCAACCUGUCAUCGUUCGCUGACGAAAAGUCCCUUCUAGCAUCUCUUCAACCGGAGCACAUUGAAUACUUGACCGGCUCGACCAACACUGGAGAUGCCAUUAAAUUCGUAUCGAACAUCGGCUUCGGUCCGAGCCAAGCCAGGAAGGACGCCGUACAAAUUAUUAUAACUUUAACUGACGGGCUGUCACAACUGCCGGAGUACACCGCCUCUGAGGCUGCUGAGGCCAAGAAGAGAGGCAUCAUUAUGUUCGCUGUUGGGGUCGGCAUGCAAGUGGACGUCAAGGAGUUGACGGACAUCUCCAGCGAUCCUGACGAUGACUAUGUCUUCCACAUUGAGACAUUUAGCAAUCUGUCCAUGAUCACGACACAGAUAGCCAACAAGCUGUGUCAGACCAAAGCCCCUCAAACUCUUCAACAGUGUCUCAAUGUCUCCAGUAACAUUAUAUUCGCCUACGAAUAUCCAAACACGAUCUCCUCCUCUAAGUUGAUCUUAGACGAUCUUGUGUUGCGUUUCUCAGAGGAAGCCAGCCGAAUCUCCCCAAAUAUCAAAAUCGGGACACUUACUCAACCGUGUGUCCGAGACGCAGUAUCUCUCGUAGAGAUCACGAGGUUCCAGGAAGCUCUCAACGAUAUGAAAAAUGGAAACCAGGUCGGAUUUUCUAGCCUGCUGACGAAGUUAAGAGUUUCUGAGUUUCAACAAGUUCCAAGAGACAGCCGAAAGAUAGCAGUGUUGGUAGUCAGUCGAAAGAAGAAAAAUUGGGAAGAGAUCGCCGCCGAGGUCAAACUCCUAAAAUCCACGGGAGUGAAAAUAUAUUUGGUAGCCGUAGGUGAAAUUAAUCAGACCUUACUUGAAGAGUUGGCGACUGCUCCUGUUAAUAAGCAUGUGAUCAAAGUAAGCAGCUAUACUCAUUUAAAGGAUGCCAAAUUAGAUGUUCUGGAAAUAGUUUGCGGGAUCAAUAGUGGCGAAAAGAAUGAGGAAGCUAACACCAGAAAGUCAACAAUGUCUACAGCAAAAAUGACAUCGUCAUUUCAGACGACAAAAUUUAUGACACCAACAACAAGAUUGACGACAACUGAAGAAAAGUAUACACCUGAUACUACAACAUCUUUGAGAACAUCAGAAUUUCUAGAAUCAAGGACAAGUGAGAAAAACCUAGAGGAAACAACACCCACACUUGUGGAAGACGCGUCUACGACCUUGCUAGAAGACACUGUCUCUACAACUUCUAUUGAAACGCUCACAACUGUUGAAGAUAAUGCUGUUGAAACGACAAGAGAUGUUACAACGUUUGAAACAUCGGAUGAAACAUCGUUGGAAACAUCCACUUUUGUUGAAGAGAUCACAAAUGCGACUUUAGCAGACGAUACAAGUUUUGCUACAUCUGACACAACAUCAUUGGAAACAUCCACAUUUCUUGAGGACACCACAAGUGCGACUACUACAAAAGAUACAACAUUUUCAACAUCCGAAACAACAACUUCAGAAACAUCAACCUUUCUCGAGGACACCACAAUGACGAGAACGGCAGAAGUUGUAACAUCUGACACAACUUCGCUGCAAACAACCGAAUCUGUUGAUGACACAAAAAGUGCAACCGAAGCAGAGCUUACAACGUCUGCGACACCAGACACAACUUCAGAGCCGACUACGUUAUCUUCUACAGUUCAAAGUUCAAGCAUGGCAACCAGCGCUGAAACAACCACUGCUUCGACAGGUGAUGAACUUUACGUUGAACCGAACUAGCUGAUUUCAACUAGAUCUAAUCCUUGACAACAGCUCAAUCAUUUGAUGUGAACAAUGAACUUGUUCAAAUUCGAUCGAGUAAUUUCACUCUACUUCAAAGUUUCUCUUCGCCAAGGCAUGGGAAUGAAACUGAACAGUAAGUACGGUCUACACACAUGGAGCUCGUACAUCCUUCUUCUACAAGUUGUCCGUGAGAACAUUUCUCUACUCGACCACGUUAUCAAGUUUCAUAGUAACUCAGCCAGCAUUAUUUUACAUAGGGCCUUCACUUAAUAUAAUAGUCAUGUAUUUAUUGUUUGAUUCAUCUAGAAUGUAUUCAAUAAUUGUAUUCAUCUGUCACCUAUCUGUACAUAGUGUUCAGGGGAGAAAAUACGUAGGUGUCCUGACAAUGUGUCCAAUCAGUAUCUGUUUUAAUUAGGAACCACUGAUUGUUAACUCAAUUAGACAACAUCCAUUGUUAACUCAAUUAGACAGAAUUCAUUGUUAAAGCAAAAUAAUUAUUAACUGAAAUUUAAAAGCAUUCACUAUAAACUUGUGUUUGACACCAUCAGUAGAAAACAAUUUUUUUGAGAAACUUGACACAAUUCAAUUAUAGGCCUUUUCUAUUUAAGAAAAAAAAACUGCAAUCAAUGCAACAAUGUGUCUACAACUGAAAAAUCUAAAUUUGGAGAUGUUCACACUAAGCUAAACAAUGCCAAGAACACUAACUUGAACUUCCCUGUUGCUAAAUAAAUACAAGCUACAAACAUACAUUUUGAUAAUUCAUCGAUAAGAAAAAUGAAACUUGAAAAAAGUGUAUCUUAGCAGCACUUCCUUCAGCACACCGGAUACACCAUAAGCUUGUUAUUUAUAGAUUAGCCUCCAUUUAUAAUAGUCACAGUCUAGCUCACAUUCCAGCAUAUCAAAAUCAUGGAUGCAAAGUUUAUUUCUAAAGACAAAAAUACAUUUAAACAAAGUAAUUCUUAUGCACUUUUUUUUUCACGCUUUGUUAAACCUCCCCUCCCCCUAACAACUUAAAAUAAAUUAAACUUUUCUAGAUACAGUUUCUCUAAGCCUUAACCACUGUCUUCAAGUAAGAAAUAUGUGAUAAAUGAAGAGGCUGUGUGUUGUGUGAUGAAUAAGGAGGCAGUGUUAUGUGUUGAAAAAGAAGGAUGUGUGUUGUUUGAUGAAUGAAGAGGCUGUGUGUUGGGCGAUGAAUAAGGAGGCAGUGUUAUGUGUUGAAAAAGGAGGCUGUGUGUUGUUUGAUGAAUGAAGAGGCUGUGUGUUGGGCGAUGAAUAAGGAGGCAGUGUUAUGUGUUGAAAAAGGAGGCUGUGUGUUGUUUGAUGAAUGACGAGGCUGUGUGUUGUUUGAUGAAUGACGAGGCUGUGUGUUGGGCGAUGAAUAAGGAGGCAGUGUUAUGUGUUGAAAAAGGAGGCUGUGUGUUGUUUGAUGAAUGAAGAGGCUGUGUGUUGUUUGAUGAAUGAAGAGGCUGUGUGUUGGGCGAUGACAUUGUGUAAGAAUGGAUGUUUCUGUAUCAGCUCAAAGUCACUUCACUCAGCUUGUGCAUGUCUCUGUGACCACUAUAGAUGUACACAUAUUUGUAUAAAACUGUAUAAAGUAUUUGAAUGUAUAAUCUAACUUAACUUAUAUAUGCAACAUGCUUUUAAAAAUAUGGUUAUUGAUUUUUUUUUUCUAGUGUAAUUUAUUAAAAAUUUUAUAUUUAGAAAACUA
This is a messenger RNA of Biomphalaria glabrata, 4529 nucleotides long. RefSeq names its product collagen alpha-6(VI) chain-like. Lineage: Eukaryota; Metazoa; Mollusca; Gastropoda; Planorbidae. The transcript is spliced from 8 exons. Bases 158 to 2818 code for a protein of 886 amino acids. The record is from RefSeq and is a predicted model, not a curated record.